AACUUGGUUUCGGGCAAGUUUUUUUUUUUUUUUGAAUUUAAACCGCGUUUGUCAACAAGGUUUUUCAUAGAUAAAAAUGUGCAUGAAUGGACGUCAGAAUCGAUUGUACUUUUUGUGAUCAGUUGUCGACGUUGCCAACAAGUGUUAAGAUAUACCCAAAUUGGAACGAAACGAAACAGGAAAGCUUUAAGAAGUAUUUCAAUCGUCGGUAUUGCAAUUUCCAAUAAAGGUUUUAUUUCUUCAUUCUUAUUCUGUAACUCACCAAUGGAAUCAAAAGAUAAACCAAUGUAUCCAGCGUUCGGUCGGACUAUGCGAAACGAAUUUCUUAUGAAACAGGACUUCACACUGCUUAACCAUGGCUCAUAUGGAGCAUCUCCGAAAGCUACACUUGCAGCUCUACACAGUUCCCAAAGGCGUGCGGAAGCCAAUCCAGACUUGUGGAUGAGACGUGAUGCUCCAGUGGAACUGGCCAAAGUGCGAGCAUUGCUAGGAAAAUUUGUUAAUGCAUCGGCGGACGACAUCGUUAUGACCAUCAAUACAACCAGUGCAAUGAAUGCAAUUUUCCGCAAUAUGGUCUUCGAGUUUGGCGAACGAAUCUUACAUUUCAAUACAAUUUACAAUUCGAUGGGAAGUCUGAUUAAGUACAUCUGCGAUUACAGUAAGGGAGCUGUGAGCAGAUUGAUAUUUAACGUAACGUAUCCAAUUUCAAAUGAUCAAAUCGUGAAAAACUUCGAAGAAUUUCUCGACGUCAAUCAUGACUCUGCACAUCCCAUUCGGAUAGCUUUAAUUGAUCAUAUAUCGUCUGAGCCAGGAGUGGUUGUUCCAAUUGAAAGACUUAUUCCUUUGUUGAAGGCACGCAAUAUAACUGUACUCGUAGAUGGCGCCCAUGCCAUUGGUCAGAUUCCCGUUGACAUAACGGCCCUGGCUCCCGACUAUUACAUAACAAAUUGUCACAAAUGGUUGUACGCUGCUAGGGGUUGUGCUAUGAUGUACGUUGACAAAAAGCAUCAAGGAACCAUUCAUCCAGCUCAUAUCAAUUCGGGUUACGUUCAACCGUCUAAUUUUCAGCACGAAUUUUUCUGGACCGGGACAAUGGACUAUAGUUCAUACAUGACUGUACCGGCAGCUCUAAAGUUUCGUGAAGAUAUCGGCGGUGAACAAGCCAUUAUGUCAUACACUCACCAAUUAGCAAUUGAUGGCGGACGUUACAUUGCUAAUGUUCUCGGAACGGAAGUCCUUCAAGACGACGAUCAGAUCGCAAACCUUGUUGACGUACGCUUGCCACUUAGCAAUCCUGAUAAUGCCAUGCUAAGCACACAAUUUUGGAUUGACACGAUGCUCGUUCAUUUUCCCCAAACUUUUGUUCCCGCUCACAAACAUGGAGGGAAGUGGUGGAUCAGGAUAUCAUCUCAAAUUUACAAUGACUUGACCGACUUCGAUACACUUGGCAAGGUUAUUAAUAGCAUUUGCAAUGACAUCAACAAGAGAAAUUAAAAAUUUCCGAAGAA
Bradysia coprophila is the source of this 1508-nucleotide messenger RNA. RefSeq lists its product as uncharacterized. The record is from RefSeq and is a predicted model, not a curated record. Lineage: Eukaryota; Metazoa; Arthropoda; Insecta; Diptera; Sciaridae.